Messenger RNA from Carcharodon carcharias (great white shark), 6179 nucleotides. RefSeq lists its product as uncharacterized. The coding region runs from base 15 to 1073 and encodes 352 amino acids. The transcript is spliced from 13 exons. NCBI's taxonomy places the organism in Eukaryota, Metazoa, Chordata, Chondrichthyes, Lamniformes, Lamnidae. The record is from RefSeq and is a predicted model, not a curated record.
CCUGGCAGAAAGUGAUGAUAGCUGAGCUGCAGCUAAAGGAGAAACUGGAGUGUAACUCCACCAUUCUAAAGCUAAGCACACAAAGGUUUGAAGCUGACUCAUGGCAUCUUAUAAAACUGAGAAAACCUGGAGUGAUCUGCAGGAGAGGGUGGGAUAACCUUAUGGCUGGAGAUGCUCAACUACAGGUACAUUCAACUAGCCAGCAUAACAGACAGAAGAUGCACUCCCCAUCUUACCUGCCCAGACUGUUGAUUACACCUGAUGGAGUUUCUAACAGACCCUCCACUGAUCUGAGACGGGGUCCUCGGGUAGUGGUCCCUCCACUGUUCAAUGAAAAGGCCAAUGGCAGAAAAGAGACUCCAAGAAAGUCAGUGAACUGCAGCUUUCAGCAACCAGUCAAUCAGCUAAAAUGUUCCAACAUCCAGGAUGGUCCCAUGAUUCCCUCCUCCAAUCUCCAGUUGCAGAACAGUCCCUCAGUUAGACAAGAAGAACAUGAAGGCAACAAGAAGAGAUCAUCAAGAACUUGGAGCCACAGCCCAGGGCUUCAGCGGGAACUUGCAGCAUGCAGUUUCUUCAGGGAAAACAAGUCGUUUGCCUGGAAUUUUCUGGAUUCUUUCAUUUUGGAGGUGCUUCGAGAUGAAUUGGUGCCUGAUAUUUUGAUGGAAGUGCUGUCAGGUUACUACACCAAGUGUCCUAUAUAUUCACCAACUAGGAAGCAUUUCCACACCAAGAGAAAGCUACAACAGACAGUUAAACUGGAUGUAUUCAAGCAGCAACCAGCUGUAUCAGUAUUAAACAUACUCCUGGAGGAGGUAGUCAGUGAGCUGACUGUGGGAUUGAUCCGAAGGGUUGUUGAGGAGCUUGUCAGAAAUCACCUGACCACCACAGCCAUCAAUGAAUCUCUGACAGAAGUAAUGGCGGAAACGAUUGAGCCAAUGGUGCCACAGCUUGUGAAAGAAGCUGUAAGUGAGAUAUGGCAAGAGGGAAUCCUACAGGAAGAAAUCCUGCCAGAGGUACUGGAUGAGGAAAUGAGGAAUGUUGCAGUGUUACUGCUGGGCGAAUAUGACACUUAACUAUAUGAACAGCAGAAGCAGGCAAUCACGACAUAUGCUGGCAAGAGACUGAUUGACAUGUUCCUUCUGGAGAAUCUGUUGAAGGUUGUAGGAAACCAGGGGAGAGCAUUCUCUGAAAAGGUUGAACUGGACAGGCUAUUAGACAGUUGGAUGCUUGACCUUCUUUUGGGGCAAUACCUUAACAUUACCCAACAUAAUCAUUUAACUGUUGAAAAUGUGGCGCUGAGGGAUUACCACACAAAGGCUUUCACUGAAGUGGUGCUCAACGUGAUCUUGACAGAAAUGAGUGAACACAUGGAUGAAGACUUGGCUGAUCUUUUCCAGUACGAACGACAAAUGGAGGAAACAAAUUUCAUUACAGAUUAGCAAUAUCUGGGUGACUCAGACUGUGGGUAUCAGGGUGGCUGAGCCUAUGGAUAUCAGGGUGACCGAGGCUGUGGAUGUCAGGGUGACUGAGGCUGUGGAUAGCGGGGUGAUUCAGACUGGAUAUCGGGGUGAUUCAGACUGUGGAUAGCAGGGUGAUUCAGACUGGAUAUCAGAGUGAUUCGGACUGUGGAUAGCAGGGUAAUUCGGACUAUGGAUAACGGGGUGAUUCGGACUGUGGAUAGCAGGGUGAUUCAGACUGGAUAUCAGAGUGAUUCGGACUGUGGAUAGCAGGGUAAUUCGGACUAUGGAUAACGGGGUGAUUCGGACUGUGGAUAGCAGGGUGAUUCAGACUGGAUAUCAGGGUGAUUCGGACUGUGGAUACUGGGAUAAUUAGGACUGUGGAUAGCGGGGUGAUUCAGACUGGAUAUCGGGGUAAUUCGGACUGUGGAUAGCGGGGUGAUUCAGACUGGAUAUUGGGGUAAUUCGGACUGUGGAUAGCGGGGUGAUUCAGACUGGAUUUCCGGGUGAUUCGGACUGUGGAUAGCGAGGUAAUUCGGACUGUGGGUAGCGGGGUGAUUCGGACUGGAUAUCGGGGUAAUUCGGACUGUGGAUAGUGGGGUGAUUCAGACUGUGGAUAUCGGGUGAUUGAGACUGUGGAUAUCGGGGUGAUUCGGACUGUGGAUAUCGGGUGACUUGGGCUAUGGGUAUCAGAGUGUCUGAGGCUGUGGAUCUCGGGGUGACUAAGGCUAUGGAUCUUGGGGUGACUAAGGCUAUGGAUCUCGGGUUGACUGAGGCUGUGGAUCUCGGGGUGACUGAGGCUGUAGACAUCAGUGUGACUUGGACUGUGGUUAACGGGGUGAUUUGGACUGUGGAUAUCGGGGUGACUUGGACUAUGGAUAUUGGGGUGAUUUGGACUAUGGAUAUUGGGGUGAUUUGGACUGUGGAUAUCGGGGUGAUUCGGACUGUGGAUAACGGGGGAUGCGGACUGCGGAUUUUGGGGUGAUUCGGACUGGAUAUCGGGGUGAUUCAGACUGUGGAUAUCGGGGUGAUUCGGACUGUGGAUAUCGGGGUGAUUCGGACUGUGGAUAUCGGGGUGAUUUGGACUGUGGAUAGUGGGGUGAUUCUGACUGUGGAUAGUGGGGUGAUUCUGACUGUGGAUAACAGGGUGAUUCGGACUAUGGAUGUCGGAGUGACAGACUGUGGAUAUUGGGGUGACUGAGGCUAUGGAUAUCUGGGUGACUGAGGCUGUGAAUCUCGGGAUGACUAAGACUGUGGAUAACGGGGUAAUUCAGACUGGAUAUCGGGAUGACUGAGGCUCUGGAUCUCGGGGUGACUGAGGCUUUGGAUCUCGGGGUGACUGAGGCUGUGGACAUCAGUGUGACUUGUACUGUGGAUAACGGGGUGAUUCGGACUCUGGAUAUCAGAGUGAUUUGGACUAUGGAUAUUGGGGUGAUUUGGACCGUGGAUAUCGGGGUGAUUCGGACUGUGAAUAACGGGGUGAUUCGGACUGUGGAUAAUGGGGUGAUUCGGACUGUGGAUAAUGGGGUGAUUCGGACUGUGGAUAGCGGGGUGAUUCGGACUGUGGAUAUCGGGGUGAUUCGGACUGUGGAUAUCGGGGUGAUUUGGACUGUGGAUAGUGGGGUGAUUCUGACUGUGGAUAACAGGGUGAUUCGGACUAUGGAUGUCGGAGUGACAGACUGUGGAUAUUGGGGUGACUGAGGCUAUGGAUAUCCGGGUGACUGAGGCUGUGAAUCUCGGGAUGACUAAGACUGUGGAUAACGGGGUAAUUCAGACUGGAUAUCGGGAUGACUGAGGCUCUGGAUCUCGGGGUGACUGAGGCUUUGGAUCUCGGGGUGACUGAGGCUGUGGACAUCAGUGUGACUUGUACUGUGGAUAACGGGGUGAUUCGGACUGUGGAUAUCAGAGUGAUUUGGACUAUGGAUAUUGGGGUGAUUUGGACCGUGGAUAUCGGGGUGAUUCGGACUGUGAAUAACGGGGUGAUUCGGACUGUGGAUAAUGGGGUGAUUCGGACUGUGGAUAGCAGGGUGAUUCGGACUGUGGAUAGCGGGGUGAUUCGGACUGUGGAUAGCGGGGUGAUUCGGACUGUGGAUAGCGGGGUGAUUCAGACUGUGGAUAGCGGGGUGAUUCGGACUGUGGAUGGCGGGGUGAUUCGGACUGUGGAUAGCGGGGUGAUUCGGACUGUGGAUAGCGGGGUGAUUCGGACUGUGGAUAGCGGGGUGAUUCGGACUGUGGAUGUCGGAGUGACUGAGACUGUGGAUAUCGGGGUGACUGAGGCCAUGGAUAUCAGGGUGACUGAGGUUGUGGAUCUCGGGGUGACUGAGGCUGUGGACAUCAAUGUGACUCGGACUGUGGAUAGCGGGGUGAUUUGGACUGUGGAUGGCGGGGUGAUUUGGACUGUGGAUAGCGGGGUGAUUUGGACUGUGGAUAUUGGGGUGAUUCGGACUGGAUGUCAGGGUGGUUCAGAUUGUGGAUAGCGGGGUGAAUCGGACUGUGGACAUCGGGGUGAUUCAGACUGGAUAUCGGAGUAAUUUGGACUGUGGAUAUCGGGGUGAUUCAGACUGUGGGUAUCGGGGCGACUUGGACUAUGGAUAUCGGAAUGACUGAGACUGGAUAUCAGGGUGAUUUGGACUGUGGAUAUUGGGGUGAUUCGGACUGUGGAUAUUGGGGUGAUUCGGACUGUGGAUAUUGGAGUGUUUCAGACUGGAUAUCGGGGUGAUUUGGACUGUGGAUAUUGGGGUACUUUGGACUGUGGAUAGCGGGGUGAUUCAGACUGGAUAGCGGGGUAAUUCGGACUGUGGGUAGCGGGGUGAUUCGGACUGGAUAUUGGGGUAAUUCGGACUGUGGAUAGUGGGGUGAUUCAGACUGUGGAUAUCGGGGUGAUUGAGACUGUGGAUAUCGGGGUGAUUGAGACUGUGGAUAUCGGGGUGAUUGAGACUGGAUAUCGGGGUGACUGAGGCUCUGGAUCUCGGGGUGACUGAGGCUUUGGAUCUCAGGGUGACGGAGGCUGUGGACAUCAGUGUGACUUGUACUGUGGAUAACGGGGUGAUUCGGACUGUGGAUAUCAGAGUGAUUUGGACUGUGGAUAUCGGGGUGAUUCGCACUGUGAAUAACGGGGUGAUUCGGACUGUGGAUAAUGGGGUGAUUCGGACUGUGGAUAGCAGGGUGAUUCGGACUGUGGAUAGUGGGGUGAUUCGGACUGUGGAUAGCGGGGUGAUUCGGACUGUGGAUAGCGGGGUGAUUCGGACUGUGGAUAGCGGGGUGAUUCGGACUGUGGAUAGCGGGGUGAUUCGGACUGUGGAUAGCGGGGUGAUUCGGACUGUGGAUAGCGGGGUGAUUCGGACUGUGAAUAGCGAGGUGAUUCGGACUGUGGAUAGCGGGGUGAUUCGGACUGUGGAUAGCGGGGUGAUUCGGACUGUGGAUAGCGGGGUGAUUCGGACAGUGGAUAGCGGGGUGAUUCGGACUGUGGAUAGCGAGGUGAUUCGGACUGUGGAUAGCGGGGUGAUUCGGACUGUGGAUAGCGGGGUGAUUCGGACUAUGGAUGUCGGGGUGACUGAGACUGUGGAUAUCAGGGUGACUGAGGUUGUGGAUCUCGGGGUGACUGAGGCUGUGGACAUCAAUGUGACUCGGACUGUGGAUAGCGGGGUGAUUUGGACUGUGGAUGGCAGGGUGAUUUGGACUGUGGAUGGCGGGGUGAUUUGGACUGUGGAUAGCGGGGUGAUUUGGACUGUGGAUAGCGGGGUGAUUUGGACUGUGGAUAGCGGGGUGAUUUGGACUGUGGAUAGCGGGGUGAAUCGGACUGUGGACAUCGGGGUGAUUCAGACUGGAUAUCGGAGUGAUUCGGACUGUGGAUAUUGGGGUGAUUCACUCUGGAUAUCGGAGUGAUUCGGACUGUGGAUAUCGGAGUGUUUCAGACUGAAUAUCGGGGUGAUUUGGACUGUGGAUAUCGGGGUGAUUCGGACUGUGGGUAUCGGGGCGACUUGGACUAUGGAUAUCGGAGUGACUGAGACUGGAUAUCAGGGUGAUUUGGACUGUGGAUAGCGGGGUGAUUCAGACUGUGGAUAUUGGGGUGAUUCAGACUGGAUAUCGGGGUGAUUCGGACUGUGGAUAUUGGGGUGAUUCGGACUGUGGAUAUUGGGGUGAUUUGGACUGUGGAUAUUGGAGUGUUUCAGACUGGAUAUCGGGGUGAUUUGGACUGUGGAUAUCGGGGUGAUUCAGACUGGAUAUUGGGGCGACUGAGACUGUGGAUAUUGGGGCGACUGAGACUGUGGAUAUCGGGGUGACUGAAGCUGUGCAUUUUGGUAUUACUGAGACUGUGGAUAUCGGAGUGACUGAGACUGUAGAUAUCGUGAUGACUGAGACUAGAUAUCGGGGUGACUGCAACUGUGCAUGUCAGGAUUACUGAGACUGUGGAUGUUAGAGUGAUUAAGACUGUGGAUAUCGGGGUGACUCGGACUGUAGGUAUCGGGGUGACUUGGACUGUGGAUACUGGGGUGACUAAAGCUGUGGAUAUUGGGGUGAGUGAGGCUGUGGAUAAGCAAUUUGAAUGUCAGAGCUUGGAUUUGACUUGACAGAUAGUGAGAAGAUCUAGACCCAUUAAUCUGAGCUCCUGAGGACCAGGAUAAGAAACACUGCCGGUGGGAAUAAUUCCAGGCGAUGGGACUCAGCUACAAUGUUCUAACAAAAAACCUUUCACUCUGUACAUUAAAGUCGUCACAUAGA